Messenger RNA from Hydra vulgaris (swiftwater hydra), 3054 nucleotides. RefSeq names its product 26S proteasome non-ATPase regulatory subunit 2. Gene Ontology annotation, cellular component: proteasome complex; proteasome regulatory particle, base subcomplex; proteasome storage granule. Gene Ontology annotation, molecular function: enzyme regulator activity. NCBI's taxonomy places the organism in Eukaryota, Metazoa, Cnidaria, Hydrozoa, Anthoathecata, Hydridae. The record is from RefSeq and is a predicted model, not a curated record. Gene Ontology annotation, biological process: proteasome-mediated ubiquitin-dependent protein catabolic process; regulation of protein catabolic process.
UUUGACUUAUUGCGCACUUUAUUGCAUAGAUGCUUUUUCCUUAAAUUUUGGAACUUGUUCUCUUUGAUAAUUUCGGAAAAGAAAUAUUUGGUCAAAAUACUGUUAAAACAUAAAAAAUGGCUCCUGCUGCACCACAAGAAAUUAACUCUUUACUAAAUAAAAAAUCAAGCGAUGAUGAAAUAAAUAAAAAAGAGAAAGAUGCGAAAGCAAAAUUGAAAGAAGAAUCAGAAAUGAGUGAGGAAGAUAAGCAUUUAUUAGAAGAGCUUAACAUGUUAGUGGAAAGACUUACGGAAUCUAAUACAGAUUUAUACAAACCAGCCUUAGAAAGUUUACGAACCUUAAUUCGAGCCAGUACUAGCUCAAUGACAUCUGUUCCUAAACCUCUGAAGUAUCUUCGACAGCAUUUUGAUUCAUUAAAAGAUCUUCACAAUAAUUGGUUAGAAGGAGAAAAUAAGAGAUUUCUAGCUGAUAUCAUAUCUGUUCUUGGAAUGACCAGAACUGACAAUAGAGACUGUUUGAAAUAUCGUUUUUUAGGAUCAACUGAACCUCUUGAAUCAUGGGGUCAUGAAUAUGUUAGGCAUCUGGCUGAGGAAAUCAAAAUAGAAUUUUCACAACGUGAAGAAGGAAACAGAGAAGAUUUGCUUCAACUAGCAGAUGACAUCAUUCCUUAUGAUAUGAAGCACAAUGCUGAAAUAGAUGCUUGUGAUCUUGCCAUGGAAAUCGAACAGCUUGAACUAUUAAAAAAGCAUGUUGAUAAAACUACAUUUCAAAGAGUCUGUCUUUACUUAAUUAGUUGUGUAAAGUAUGUUCCAGAACCAGAAAACACGCAACUUCUUAAAUGUGCUUUAGAACUCUAUUUGAAAUAUGAACACUUUCCUGAUGCGCUGAAUAUUGCUAUUCAACUGAACGAUCUCAACAUGGUUAAACAAAUUCUUAAACUAUGUAUGGGAGAUGAGCAUAAAUCGCUUAUACAGAAGCAGCUUGCCUAUAUUCUUGGUCGUUUACAAAUUUAUAUAGAUUUAGAUGAUGACAUGGAAAACAGUGAGGAGCUUUCAACAAUUAUAUCUAAUUCUCAUCUUAAUAACAGUUUUCUUGCUCUAGCUCGUGAGCUUGAUAUAAUGGAGCCAAAAGUUCCUGAGGAUAUUUAUAAAAGUCAUCUUGAUAAUCGUCCUUUCUCUACUUCAUCUGUUAGCUUAGACAGUGCUAGACAAAAUCUUGCUUCCUCUUUUGUUAAUGGUUUUGUCAACACUGCUUUUGGAAAAGAUAAACUUCUCACUGAAGAUGGAAAUAAAUGGCUUUAUAAAAAUAAAGAGCAUGGAAUGAUGAGCACUGCUGCAUCACUUGGUAUGUUGUUAUUGUGGGAUGUAGAUGGUGGUUUAUCACAAAUAGACAAAUACUUAUAUUCAAAUGAAGAUUUUAUCAAAGCAGGAGCUUUGUUGGCUUGUGGAAUAGUAAACACGGGUGUUCGCAAUGAAUGCGACCCUGCACUUGCUUUGCUUAGUGACUAUGUUGAUCAUAAAAAUGGUGUUAUGCAGAUAGGUGCAAUACUGGGACUUGGUCUAGCAUAUGCAGCUUCCAAUCGUGAAGAUGUUUUGUCAUUAAUCUUACCAGUUAUUUCUGAUUCUAAGAAGUCAAUGGAGGUAGUAGGAGUCGCGGCAUUAGCAUGUGGUCUUAUUUCUAUUGGAUCAUGUAAUGGUGAAGUAUCAUCUGUAAUUUUACAGACUAUGAUGGAGCGUUCUGCUGCUCAUUUAAAGGAUCAUUAUGCAAGAUUUUUAGCACUUGGGCUAGGGCUAACAUAUUUAGGCAAACAAGAAGCUGUUGAUGCAACAAUUGAAACAUUAAAAGUUGUAGAGGGUCCACUUAGUCAAUGGUCUUGUGUAAUGGUAGACAUUUGUGCUUAUGCUGGUACUGGUAAUGUUUUAAAGAUUCAAAAUCUUCUUCAUAUUUGCUCUGAACACUAUGAAACAGAUAAAGAAGAAGACAAAAAAAAAGAAGACAAAGUUGAUGCAAAUAAAAAAACAGAUAAAAAAAGUGAUUCAGAUCAAAAAGAUAAUGAAAAAAAAGAAGAUACAGUAACAAAAGAUGGAGCUCAUCAAGGAAUUGCAGUGCUAGGAAUCGCUGCAAUAGCUAUGGGCGAAGACAUUGGUAUUGAAAUGGCAAUGAGAGCAUUUAAUCAUUUGCUUCAAUAUGGUGAACCAGCAAUCAAAAGAGCUGUUCCCUUAGGUUUGGCUCUUUUGUCAGCCUCUAAUCCUAAGCUGACUGUAACGGAUAUAUUGAGCAAGCUUUCACAUGAUCAUGAUGCAGAAGUUGCUUAUAAUUCAAUCUUUGCAAUGGGAAUAGUUGGCGCUGGUUCAAAUAAUGCUCGACUUGCAAAUAUGUUGCGACAGUUGGCAUUGUAUUACCAUAAAGAUGCAAACAACUUGUUUAUUGUGAGAAUUGCACAGGGUUUAGUUCAUCUUGGUAAAGGUACUCUUACUCUUAGCCCAUAUCAGUAUGAUCGAACUUAUAUGUCACCUGUUGCAGUUGGUGGUUUAAUUUCAACCCUUGUUUCUUUUUUUGAUGUUAAACAGACGAUUUUGGGAAAAUCUCACUAUUUAUUAUAUUGUCUUGUCGCUUCAAUGCAACCUCGUAUGUUAGUAACACUUGAUAAAGAUUUAAAGCCUGUUCCUGUGCAAGUUAGAGUUGGACAGGCUGUUGAUGUUGUUGGACAAGCUGGAAAACCGAAAUCAAUUACAGGGUUCCAGACCCACACCACACCUGUUUUAUUGGCUCAUGGCGAACGUGCUGAGCUUGCCACUGAGGAAUAUAUAGCAUUAACUCCUGUGUUGGAAGGUUUUGUUAUUUGCGAAAAGAAUAAAAACUAUGACGUUGACGAUGUUGCACUAUAAUACUACUAUGUUUGAUUAAUGAAACCGUGGUUUCAUUAUGGUUCAAAAAUUGUUCCUAAGUACCUGUUAAAUCCAUAGUAAUCUACUUGUCUGACUUCAAUAAUAGUUUUAGAAACAGCAAUAAAUGUUUAAAUGUUAUAUUUAUUAUAUAAAAGCAUAAAAUCAA